Messenger RNA from Pyrus x bretschneideri (Chinese white pear), 1340 nucleotides. RefSeq names its product protein SRG1-like. The record is from RefSeq and is a predicted model, not a curated record. The coding region runs from base 142 to 1179 and encodes 345 amino acids. The transcript is spliced from 4 exons. Lineage: Eukaryota; Viridiplantae; Streptophyta; Magnoliopsida; Rosales; Rosaceae.
AACAAAUCACUAUAUUAAGUAACUUAGCAGCACCGUCUCUUUCUCUCCACCAUUAAUAAUCGAUCUGAAACCAAUGAAGCUGAAGCAUUAAUAUUUCUGAACAAGAAAGAAACAAGAGUGAAAAACCCUUCAACCCUAGAGAUGGCAUUUGCACCAAAUGUUCAAGAAAUGGUAAGAAGUAACCCAUUGCAGGUCCCUGAAUCAUUCCUCGUAAGCAGGAAGGAAGAAGACGAGCCAAAGAGUACAGCAGAUGCGUUUGAUCUUUCAUCGAAGAUCCCUAUCCUCGAUCUUUCUCUGCUCUCGAGAGGGCACGAGGAGGAGCUCAACAAACUGGACCAAGCUUGCAAAGAAUGGGGAUUCUUCCAGGUGGUUAAUCAUGGAGUGGCAACAGAAUUGCUGCAGGAGAUGAAGGAUGCAACGGCCAAGUUCUUUGAACUUCCUCUAGAAGAGAAGAAUAAAAUACGCAUGUCAGGUGGCCGUGAGGGCUAUGGGCAAGCCUAUGCGAUUUCCGAAGGGCAGACAAUGGACUGGUCCGACACACUAAUUCUAAGCCUUUAUCCAGCUCAGUCAAGAGACCUUAAGUUUUGGCCAACUGCACCAAAUGGGUUCAGGGAAACUAUCGAGGCAUAUUCAAGUGAAGUUAAAAGAAUUGGGGAGGAACUCAUAAGGUCUCUAUCUACUGUCAUGGAGCUAGAGAAGGAUGCUCUUCUUGGACUGCAUAAAGAGGUGCUUCAAGCCUUGCGGGUGAACUACACUCCUCCAUGCUCCAUGCCUGAUAAAGUACUAGCUCUAAGUCCGCACUCGGAUACAACCACCAUAACCAUACUCAUGCAAGAAGAUAAUGUCACCGGAUUACAGAUUCGAAAAGAAGGCAAAUGGGUGCCGGUGAAGCCGAUUCCGAACGCUCUCGUUGUGAAUGUCGGAGAUGCUCUUGAGAUAUGGAGCAAUGGGAAGUACAAGAGCAUUGAGCAUAGAGCUGUCCCCAACGAAAACAGGCUGAGGAUAUCUUAUGCAUCAUUUCUUUUUCCACAUACUGACGCGGAAGUUGGACCGUUUGAUCAUAUGGUGGAGUCAUCAAGAAAAUACAAGAAAAUAAAAUUUGGAGAUUAUAUGGCGAAGGCCAUAAAGGGGAAACUCGAUGGGAAGGCACACACUGAAAUGGCAAAGAUUGGAAGUUGAGCAAUGAUUAAAAUUUUUAAAAACUAGAAGAAAAAUCUAAAUCUUGCCUUCUGUGAUGACUUUGAUCAGUAAGCUGCUUGUUAUUAAUAACUUCUAGUUUGGUGUUGGUUUUGUGAUUUGAUUCUGGUAUAUGUUAUCCCCCUAAGUAUGUUUAUGUUAUG